CUGUACGCAACUAUUGUCCGGCUUUAAAAACGAACAGCAUGGCAUAGUUCAAUGAGAGUUCUUGCCUCAAAUGAAGGAAUGUGCAAACUGCUGCUUGCGGAUUUGCACAGAGAACAGGACCCAUCGCCGCGCGGCAGCCUCCCAGCGGACCAUGGCCAGCGCCGCGACCUGCCGCCGGACACUCUGGCUGCUCUUUCUGCACAUUUUCUUCAUUUCCUCUGCCCAUGCAGGGCCACCGGGUCCUCCAGGGGUCCCAGGAAUCGAUGGCAUAGACGGUGAACGGGGCCCCGAUGGCCGAGCCGGCCCUCAGGGGCCUGAUGGCGAUGUUGGGAAAACUGGGUCUGCUGGUCUGCCUGGAGAACCGGGAGCUGAUGGAUUGACUGGACCUGUAGGAGAUGCUGGACCAGAUGGCCCCCCAGGACAGAAGGGUGAACCGGGGAAGCCUGGACUCCGCGGAGACACUGGUACUGGGCCUGAUGGACUUCCUGGACCCCCUGGACCAGGAGGACUUCCAGGCGAGGUUGGCAAAGUUGGACCCCCUGGGGCCAUGGGAGUGAGAGGCCCACAGGGGCCCCGCGGAGCACCCGGACCUCGAGGGGCCACCGGUGUGCACGGUGCCUCUGCAGAGCUGUGCCCCAACGCCUGCUCGGCUGGGCCACCUGGUCAUCCGGGGCUCCCGGGGAUGAAGGGUCACAAAGGCGCUAAAGGUGAAGUCGGAGAACCAGGGAAGCAGGGUCACAAGGGUGAAGAAGGUGACCAGGGGGCUUCAGGAGAUCCUGGAUCUCAGGGCCCGACGGGCCCCCAGGGACUCCGGGGAAUCACUGGCAUGAUGGGGGCCAAAGGAGAAAAGGGUCCCCGCGGUCAUGAUGGAGAGCCAGGUCCGCAAGGGAUCCAGGGACCCAUGGGUGACCAGGGUCAGAGGGGCUUGAUGGGAGAAACGGGGCCCAAAGGUGACCAGGGGUCCCAGGGGCCAAGAGGAACUUCAGGGCUUCCGGGCACCAAGGGAGAGACUGGCCUGCCGGGAGUCGACGGUCGAGAGGGAAUCCCGGGAAUGCCAGGCUCCAAGGGUGCUACAGGGAAAUCAGGUGCCCCCGGGGAAGUCGGCCUCCAGGGACUUCCUGGUUUUCCCGGCUCACCUGGGACCAAAGGUGCCAGCGGAGAGAAGGGAAACGCCGGGGAUCCUGGACUCGUCGGAACCAUGGGGUCGUCCGGUAAAUCUGGUGAGCGCGGAGAGCAGGGUGAAGUGGGACCCUUGGGCCCGGUGGGGGCGCCGGGCGAUGUGGGCGAGCAGGGUCCUGUGGGGCCCCCAGGAAAACCGGGCCCCAGGGGAGCUAAAGGUGACCUCGGGCUUCCUGGACUGCCGGGACCCCCAGGAUUACCGGGGAUCAAAGGAGAUCGGGGAGAUGUUGGUGAAUCGGGUCCAAAGGGGGAGCAGGGAGAUCCCGGAGCGGAGGGCACCCCAGGAGAGAAAGGCGAUCAGGGAGACGCCGGAGAACCGGGACCAAAAGGAUCUACGGGAAGCCCGGGCGAGGCGGGGAACCGGGGGCCGGAGGGGAGCCGGGGGCAGCCUGGAAUCCAGGGCCCCCUCGGAAGCCCGGGGCCCCGUGGCAUGCAGGGAGACAGGGGCCUUCCGGGGGUCACGGGGUCACAGGGGCCAGCGGGCAAUGAGCCGAGCAACCAGCACAUCCGUCAGGUGUGCAUGCGUGUCAUGCAGGAGCAGCUGGCUCAGUUGGCUGCCAGCCUCCGCCGGCCAGAGUCCGGUGCCGUGGGGCUUCCUGGCCGCCCCGGACCGCCUGGACCUCCUGGGACCCAAGGGGACAGUGGCUUCCCUGGCCAGGCAGGGGCCAGGGGGCUUCCAGGUCUCAAGGGUCCCCCCGGACUCCUCGGAAUCAAGGGACCAAAAGGUGAGAUGGGUGACCGAGGAGAACGAGGCCCGACCGCGAGGGGGCCCAAAGGUCAACCAGGAGCCCCAGGUCUGCCAGGUGAGCCUGGCAGACCAGGCUAUGGCAGGGAUGGCCGUGACGGCGAGAGGGGCCCCCCCGGAUUCCCCGGCCAGCCAGGUGUCCCCGGGCCCCCGGGGCGAGCCGGGCCCAAUGGCUACUGCGACCCAUCAGCAUGUAACUUACAGGCUGUGUCAGCCCCCGCAUCGCUGGACAUGAAAGGACCUGGAAACUGAGACCCCAACGGAGGCCAGAGAGCGAGGGUGGGGGGGGGGCCUGGCCCCCGGCCAGCACGUAACGCACCCACAGCGCUUGUGUAACACUGGAGAAUGUUCAGUGUUAGACCACUAGGGGGGUGUUAAGCUUUAUCUGGGACUUUUGUGGCUUCCACAGACGUAUAAUCUAAGGGACUCCUUUGUCUUAUGUCAGCAAGCUUUGCUCUUCCAUUCUUUCCUCAGUCGUCAUCUUUUGUAAAUCUUUGUUUUCAUAGAAGUAAAAUAACCUGAAAGCCCCGCCCCCCCAGCACACUGAUAACGAGCGUUAGCUGAAUGACGUUUUCCUGUCCCUAUUUGGGUGUUUUUGUAUGAUCCUUAUGGGGACCUGUCUGCAGAGACCGAGAGGACAGCAUCCCGUAUCACUGAAAGUGCCUUACUUGUCUGUCCAUCCAUCCAUCCAUCCAUCCAUCCAUCC
Brienomyrus brachyistius is the source of this 2630-nucleotide messenger RNA. RefSeq names its product collagen, type IX, alpha 1b (gene col9a1b). The record is from RefSeq and is a predicted model, not a curated record. Lineage: Eukaryota; Metazoa; Chordata; Actinopteri; Osteoglossiformes; Mormyridae. The transcript has 33 exons. Bases 71 to 2176 code for a protein of 701 amino acids.